Penicillium cosmopolitanum is the source of this 1311-nucleotide messenger RNA. RefSeq lists its product as uncharacterized. The transcript has a single exon. NCBI's taxonomy places the organism in Eukaryota, Fungi, Ascomycota, Eurotiomycetes, Eurotiales, Aspergillaceae. The record is from RefSeq and is a predicted model, not a curated record. Bases 1 to 1311 code for a protein of 436 amino acids.
AUGACCGACCCGAACAUGCGGGGUACACCGCCAGCCCGCCAGCCCGACUCCAAGGCCGCACCAACCUCAACCUCAAGCUCAAGCUCAACCCCAAAUCCAAGCACAGGCCCAAGCAAAAGUGCCAACACUAGCAACAAUGCAAGCACUCCCUCCCAACCCUCCCUCGCAUCCCGCAUCCAAUCCUCCGCCACAGGCCUCGCCCGCUCCGCCCUAACAGGACCAAGCGACUACGCGCAAACCCUCAACACAGCAACACAAGGCAAAGCCGCAAGCUCUUCUUCAGCCUUGGCCUCAAUAUCAGCCUCUGGUUCUGGCUCAAGCUACGCCGCAAAUCCAAACAACCAUGUCCCCUACUCAUCCUCCUCCGCACAACCCCAACAACAAACACCCGCACCAACCUUCCGCAACACCACCACCAACCAACCAGGCGCAUUCUCAAUCCCAAACAUAACCGAAGAAGAAUUCCAACGCGUCUACACCGAUAUCGGGACCUAUGGCCGAGCAUACUACGAUUCAGAGACAGGCACCGGCACAAUCACAGGCAUUGACACCAACACCAACGCCGAGACCGAUGUACACAAAUCAAACCUCACCGCAACCUCAAGCCAAAACGAAUCCGACCACGAACCCCUCCAAUCAAACAAAGGCCCCUGGAAAGGAAAACACAGACUCCAAGACCCAGUCCAACUAGAAUACACCACAGCCUGGGAACGCGCUAGUCCACACACUUUCACCACAGAACCUCUGGAACAAAAUACAUACACGCCCGUCUCAACAGACGGUGACGCAGUCUCAGCGCUUCUCUCAGAUCCAUCUUUCGACGCAGCUGGAUACGACGAGGACGAUAACUUGAAUUAUAACGUCGAUCUCGACCUUGAGGCGGACUUGGCGCCUCUUUCGGAUGAGGAGGUUAAGAUGUUGGAGUCUUUUCGUCGGGAUAUGGGCAUUGGCAUUGGGAUGGGUUCUGGAUCUGGAUUCGACAACAGAAAAAUCCCACAAGGUUCCGUCCCAUUGUCCUCGGUUAGUCUAGUUCCUGACAUCGACGCAUUUCUAAACGAGCACGACCCCGGAGCCAGAACCGGAGCAGUCUCGCUUCGAGAUAGAGUGCUGUCCGAAUUACCGGGCUCGAAUGAGUGGGUUGGUGUGCAGGAGCGGUAUCAUGAUGAGGUUUGGGGUUAUUUGAGGCCUGCGCUUGAGGCGGCGAGGGAGGAGAUUGAGGAAAAGGAGAAGGGUGUUGAGGGGGAGGGGCAUGAUGGGGAUGGGCCCGCUGUUAGGAGGUUGAAGAUGAUUUUGAAACAUAUGGGUGGGUAG